Molecule: messenger RNA, 6125 nt
Organism: Carlito syrichta (Philippine tarsier)
Lineage: Eukaryota; Metazoa; Chordata; Mammalia; Primates; Tarsiidae
Gene: PDCD11
Product: programmed cell death 11
Exons: 34
Biological process (GO): rRNA processing
Cellular component (GO): small-subunit processome; nucleus; nucleolus
Molecular function (GO): protein binding; RNA binding
Source: RefSeq, a predicted model, not a curated record
AUUUCUACUGAAGAGGAAUCCAGCAAAAGGAAAAAGAGCCAGAAGGGGCCAGCCAAAACAAAAAAGUUGAAGACCAGAAAAAGAGAAAGCAGCAAGUCUGUAAGAGAGAAGUUUGAAAUCCUUAGCGUUGAGUCCCUGUGUGAGGGAAUGCGGAUUCUGGGCUGUGUGAAGGAGGUAAACGAGCUGGAGCUGGUGGUCAGUCUCCCCAACGGCCUCCAGGGCUUCGUGCAAGUGACGGAAAUCUGUGACGCCCACACGGAGAGGCUGAAGGAGCAGCUGGCGCAGGAGGAGCCCUUGAAGGACCUCCUCCACCUGCCGGAGCUCUUCUCCCCCGGGAUGCUGGUGCGGUGUGUGGUGAGCAGCCUGGGCGUCACCGAGAGAGGCAGGAGCAGCGUCCAACUCUCUCUCAACCCCAGGAGCGUCAACCGGGUGCUGAGUGCUGAGGUGCUGAAACCUGGCAUGCUGCUCACAGGUACCGUGUCCAGCCUGGAAGACCAUGGCUACCUAGUGGACAUUGGUGUCGACGGGACCAGAGCCUUUUUACCACUGCCCAAAGCCCAGGAGUCUGCCCACCCGAGGAACAAGGGUGCCAAACUGAAGGUGGGGCAGUACCUGCACUGUGUCAUCGAAGAGGUGAGAGGCGGUGGCGGCGUUGUCACACUGUCGGUCCGUCCCUCGGAGUUGUCUGCGGCUAUCGCCACCGAGGAACAGAGCUGGACCCUUCACAACCUGCUGCCAGGGCUGGUGGUCAGAGCCCAGGUGCAGAAGGUGACUCCAUUUGGCCUCACGCUCAGCUUCCUUACCUUCUUCACUGGUGUGGUUGACUUCAUGCACCUGGACCCCAAGAAAGCCGGGAUGUACUUCUCACAGCAAGCGGUGAGGGCCUGUCUCCUCUGCGUCCAUCCUCGAACCAGAGCUGUGCGCCUGAGCCUGCGCCCCAUCUUCCUGCAGCCUGGGCGCCCACUACCCCAGCUCUCGCACCAGCACCUUGGAGCCGUGAUGGACGACGUCCCUGUCCAGGGCUUUUUCAACCGGGCCGGGGCCACCUUCCAGCUGAAGGAUGGGACCCUGGCCUAUGCCCGGCUCAGCCACCUCUCUGAUUCCAAGAGUGUCUUCAAUCCCGAGUCCUUCAGGCCUGGUAACACGCACAAGUGUAGAGUUAUUGACUACAGCCAGAUGGACGGCCUCGCUUUGCUGUCUCUGCGGACGUCUGUUAUUGAGGCUCAGUUCCUGAGGUACCACGACAUCAAGCCUGGGGCAGUGGUAAAGGGCACCGUGCUGACCGUAAAGCCGUUCGGGAUGCUGGUGAAGGUGGGCGAGCACAUGCGGGGCCUGGUGCCUACCUUGCACCUGGCUGACGUCUUGAUGAAGAAUCCGGAGAAGAAGUACCCUGUGGGGGCCGAGGUGCAGUGCCGGGUUUUGCUUUGUGACCCUGAAGUCAAGAAGCUGAUGAUGACCUUGAAGAAGACGCUGGUGGAGUCCAGACUCCCUGCUGUCACUUGCUAUGCCGACGCCAGGCCCGGGCUGCAGACGCACGGCUUCAUUGCCAAGGUCGCCGACUAUGGCUGCAUCGUGAAGUUCUACAGUGAUGUGCGGGGGCUGGUGCCCAGGCAGGAGCUCGGGGCCCAGUGCAUCCCCCACCCAGAGAGGGUCUUCUACGCUGGCCAGGUGGUGAAGGUGGCUGUGCUGAGCUGCGAGCCUGCCAAAGAGAGGAUGCUCUUGUCCUUCAAACUGAUGAGCCCCCCAGAAGCACCAUUGGAGCUUGCAGGACACAGUCGGAAGAAAAGAAGAGCCAUGAGCGUCGGGCGGCUGGUGGAUGUGAAGGUUCUGGAGAAGACCACAGAGGGGCUGGAGGUGGCCAUCUUGCCGCACAACGUCCCUGGCUUCCUGCCGACGCCGCACUUGUCAGACCACGUCGCCAACGGCCCGCUGUUGCACCACUGGCUGCAGGCUGGCGACACCCUUCACCGCGUCCUGUGUCUGGGCCAGAGUGAGGGGCGCGCGCUGCUUUGCAGGAAGCCGGCUUUGGUGUCCGCCGUCGCGGGGGGCCAGGACCCCGGGGCCUUCUCUGAGAUCCGCCCAGGCAUGCUGCUCCUGGGCUUUGUGAGGAGCAUCCGGGACUACGGCGUGUUCGUGCAGUUCCCCUCGGGCCUCAGUGGCCUGGCCCCCAAGGCCAUCGUGAGCGACAAGUUCGUGACCUCCCCCAGCGACCACUUUGUGGAGGGGCAGACGGUGGUGGCAAAGGUGACGAGCGUGGAUGCGGAGAGGCAGCGCGUGCUGCUGUCGCUGCGGCUGUCAGACUGUGCGCUGGGGCCCGCGGCGCCCACCAGCCUCCUGCUGCUGAGCCAGUGCCUGGACGAGCGGCAGGGCGUGCGCAGCCUCAUGGGUGCCCGAGACUCAGUGCUGGUCCAGACGCUGGCUCAGAUGACCCCUGGCAUGGUGCUUGAGCUGGUGGUACAGGAGGUGUUGGAAGAUGGCUCUGUGGUGUUCAGCGGCGGCCCAGUGCCCGACCUGGUCCUGAGGGCCAGCAGAUACCAUCGGGCGGGGCGGGAGCUGGAGUCUGGGCAGAAGAGGAAGGUUGUCGUCUUAAACGUGGACAUGCUGAAGCUGGAAGUCCAUGUUUCCCUGCACCAGGACAUGGUAAAACGGAAAGCUAGGAAGCUGAAGAAAGGCAGCGAGCACCGGGCAACCGUGCAGCACCUAGAGGAGUCCUUUGCCAUUGCCUCCCUGGUGGAGACUGGCCACCUGGUGGCUUUCUCCCUGGCCUCGCACCUCAACGACACCUUCCGCUUCGACUCGGAGAAGCUGCAGGUGGGACAGGGUGUCUCGCUGAGCCUCAAGACCACGGACCCGGGCGUGACUGGCCUUCUUCUGGCCGUGGAGGGGCCAGUGGCCAAGAGGACCAUGAGCCAGGCCCAGAAGGACUCAGAGACAGUCGACGAGGAAGAGGAUGUGGAUCCGGCUCUGGCCGUGGGGACCACGAAGAAGCACGCCCUGUCCAUUGGGGAUGUGGUCACGGGGACUGUCAAGUCUGUAAAGCCCACCCAUGUGGUUGUGACACUGGCCGGUGGGGCCGUGGGCUGCAUCCACGCCUCCCACAUUCUGGAUGACGUUCCGGAGGGUGCCACUCCCACCGCCACACUGAAGGUCGGAAGGACAGUCACAGCCUGCGUGAUCGGCGGGCGGGACGUGAAGACGUCCAAGUUUCUCCCAGUAAGUCACCCCGGAUUUGUCCGCACCGUCCUGGAGCUGAGUGUUCGGUCAAGCGAGCUGCAGGCUGGCUGCACAGCCCUUGACACCCACUGUGCAAGCCCCGUGGAGAAGGCCCGAGAGUACCAGGCCGGCCAGACCGUGACAUGCUUCCUGAGGAAGUAUAAUGUGGUGAAGAAAUGGCUGGAGGUGGAGCUGGGCCCGGACGUCCGGGGGAGGAUUCCCUUGCUGCUCACGUCUCUCAGCUUCAAGGUUCUGAAGCAUCCGGAUAAGAAGUUUCGGGCUGGCCAGGCCCUGAGGGCCACCGUGGUCAGCCCGGAUUCCGGCAAGGCCUUCUUGUGUCUCUCCCUCAUAGGUCCCCACAGGCUGGAGGAAGGGGAGGUGGCCAUGGGCCGAGUGGCGAAGGUGACCCCUAAUGAGGGGCUGACGGUGGCCUUCCCCUUUGGGAGGACGGGCAGGGUCAGCGUGUUCCACGUGAGUGACUCCUACUCCGAGGCGCCCCUGCAAGGCUUCGUCCCCCAGAAAGUCGUCAGAUGCUGUGUUCUGUCCGCCGCGGACGAGGAACUGAUCUUGUCGCUGCGCCCAUCCAGAACAAACCCGGAGACCAAAAGCAAAGUCGAAGACCCCGAGGUGAACUCUGUGGAGGACGUCAGGGCAGGGCAGCUCCUGAGGGGCUACGUGCAGUCCGUGCAGCCACACGGCGUGCUCUUGGGCCUUGGCCCUGCUGUCGUGGGGGUGGCCCGGUUCCGACACGUCUCCCAGCGCAGCCUGUCCAGGAGAGCCCUGUACAGCAAGUACCUCCCCGAGGGGAAGCUGCUGUCGGCCAGGGUCUUGCGCCUCGACCCCCGGAAGAAGCUGGUGGAGCUGUCGUUCCUCCCCAGCGACACAGGGCGGCCGGACGUGCUCCCUGCCUCCCUGGGGCUCGAGGACGAGAAGGCCGAGGCUGAGGAGAGACCACAGCCGGGAGAGGAGGCACAGAGGCAGCAUCGGGAGAGGAGCGGGGAGGACCCGGAGGGGCUGGCGGGGGCAGCGCUGCCCGAUGAGGAGGAGCAGCCCCGGAGGCCGAGGACAGGGGAGCCGCGCAAGCGGGCGCACCAGGAACAGGGCGGUCAGGGGGCUGUGAGCAAGAGGCUGAAGAGAGCAGGCCCAUGGGAGGACGACAGGGGAACGGACGUGUACUAUCGGGAAGGAGAGGACACGGGAGGAGUUGCUGGGCCCCAGGAGACACCAUCCAGGCCAGUGGCCGUGCCCUGCUUGCAGCUGUCCUCGGGCUUCGCGUGGGACGCGGGGCUGGACUCCUUGGCCCCUGCCCUGCCACCUGGAGGAGAGAGCUCGGACAGCGAGGAGGACACAGAGCCACCCCAGGCCACGCAGAAGAAGAGCAGGAAGGAGAGGGCGCUGGAGCGGCAGCAGGCGGAGAAGGAGCUGUCCCGUGUGGAGGCGGCACUGAUGGACCCUGCGCGGCAACCGGAGUCCGCGGAUGACUUCGACCGCCUGGUGCUGAGCUCCCCUGAUAGCUCCAUCCUGUGGCUGCAGUACAUGGCGUUCCACCUGCAGGCCACAGAGAUCGAGAAGGCCCGCGCUGUGGCCGAAAGGGCCCUCAAGACCAUCUCCUUCAGGGAGGAGCAGGAGAAGCUGAACGUGUGGGUGGCGCUGCUCAACCUGGAGAACAUGUUUGGCUCCCCGGGGUCACUGGCCAGGGUCUUCGAGCGCGCCGUGCAGCACAGCCAGCCCCUCAAGGUCUUCCUGCAGCUGGCGGCCAUCUACAGCAAGUCGGAAAAGUUCCAGGAAGCUGGCGAGCUCUACAACCGCAUGCUGAAGCGCUUCCGGCAGGAGAAGACCGUGUGGAUCCAGUAUGGCGCCUUUCUCCUGCGGCGCAGCCAGGCAGACGCCAGUCACCGAGUGCUGCAGCGCGCCCUGGCGUGCCUGCCCAGCAAGGAGCACGUGGAUGUCAUUGCCAAGUUUGCCCAGCUGGAGUUCCAACUGGGGGAUGCUGAGCGGGCCAAGGCCAUGUUUGAGAGUACGCUGAACACCUACCCCAAACGCACCGACGUCUGGUCGGUCUACAUUGACAUGGCCAUCAAGCACGGCAGCCAGAAGGAUGUCCGGGACCUCUUCGAGCGGGUCAUCCACCUGAGCCUGGCGCCCAAGAGGAUGAAGUUCUUCUUCAAGCGCUACCUGGACUACGUGAAGCAGCAUGGCACUGAGAGGGACGUGCAGGCGGUCAAGGCCAAGGCCUUGGAGUACGUGGAGGCCCGGAGCGCCAUGCUGGAGGACUAGUGGCCUCUGGGCCCGCGGUGUCAGCCGUGGAUCGCCAGCCCAGCACCUUGCACCUGAGUGCUGCUGCUCCUGGGCGACUCUGGAUGGGUGGGAGGACCGUGAGCUGCUCACUUCUCGGCUCACUGCGCUCCAAGUGGCCACGGGCAUCGGUGCUUCCACCCCCAGGGCUCCUGGGCUUAUGGCAGCAGGCUCUCGGGCUCUCAGGCUCCUUGGAGAGCCCAGCGUCCCUCCCUCCGGGAGUCCCUGGGAGCAGGAGCAGAGGACCCAGCCCCAGGUGUGUCCUGGUCGAGACCCCCCUCAACCCUGGCUACUCGGUCUAGCCGGCAGGCUCCAGAGGUCCAGCGGGAGGGUCAAGUCCACCCCUGGGUGCUGCUGCGGCCUCACCUAGCUAGAACCUCUGCCCUUGAGCAGAGGCUGGGAGGCCAGGCCAGAGGAUGGGGCAGAGCCCGGGAGGGAAAGUGGGGCGACCCACCCUGAGCAAGCUUCAGCCUACAGAUGCCUCCCUGGGCCACGGCCAGGUGACCUCGUCUCCACAGCUGUCCACUUGAGUCCCGGAGGCUGGCGCCAGCCCAGGCUUCUUGAGGCAGCUCUUUUCUGCCUUGGGCCUGAGGGAAUAAAAGUCUUCUCUGGCAGCA